ACGAACACUUGAAAAAUCAAUUCUCACUUCUAAGUCUGAGAGAGAGAGAAGGAUCAGGGAGAUUCUUCUUCUUCUUCUUCUCCUGAGUUCUAAAUUGUAAUCUAAGCUAAGGAUUAUGAAUUAGAAUUAUGGCUUCGCUGAAGAAAAGUUGAUUCAGCAUCUAUCAUUUGACAUUUCUACCCUCUGGAUUUUAAUGGCCGAUCACUCAGACUCUUCUCCUCUCGUCCCUCCCCUUCCUCUCACUGACCCUUCCGAGAUCGACCUCGAAGCUGGUCCCUCCGAACAAAUCCAAUGCCGAAUUUGUCUCGAAACCGAUGGUAGAGAUUUCAUAGCCCCUUGUAAGUGCAAAGGUACAUCCAAAUAUGUACACCGAGAAUGUUUGGAUCAUUGGCGAGCAAUUAAGGAAGGGUUUGCCUUUGCUCACUGUACAACAUGCAAGGCUCCUUACCAUUUGCGUGUUCAUGUUGCUGCUGAUAGGAAAUGGCGGACCCUGAAAUUUCGGUUUUUUGUCACCAGAGACAUUCUGUUUAUUUUUCUGUCUGUCCAGCUUGUCAUUGCAUCACUGGCAUAUUUGGUUUAUCUAAUAGAUGGUUACCAGCAAUAUUGGCUUCGUCUUCUCUGGGGUUUUGACAGUGAAAUGAGCUUUUACUACAUAUGUGGAGCUCUAUUAUUUUUCGCACUGCUUGGUCUUUCUGGGUGCUUCAUUACUUGUUAUGAUCGAAGAGUUCGCAAUGAUUUAGCUCAGCCGUGUAGAGAGUUAUGUCUUUGUUGCUGUCAACCUGGGGUUUGUGCAGACUGUCAUUUGCCAGGCACUCUUUGUAUGUGGACUGAUUGCACUACUUGCUUUGAGAGUUGUGGAACCAUGGCAACUGAAUGUGGUGGCUGUUUGGGUGGUGCCGGGGAAGCUGGGCUACCAUUAUUAUUCAUAAUGGCUUUGGUUGUUCUGGGACUUUUUACUGUAAUUGGGAUAUUCUACAGCGUUUUGGUGGCUACCAUGGUAGGUCAGCGGAUAUGGCAACGUCAUUAUCACAUACUUGCAAAAAGGAUGUUAACAAAGGAGUAUGUGGUUGAAGACGUCGAUGGAGAGCUGACAGGAUCUGAUUGGUCUCCCCCAGCUCUCCCUCCCGAGCAUGUUCAGCAGUUGAAAACAUUGGGUCUACUGUGAGUUUGUAAGAGUCACCAGUCAUCUACUUGAUGACAAUAAUGACAGUAGAGAUACAUUGGCCUUCUCCCAUGUUUUGGUAAGCUGGUCAUUUUCGUGAAGACCUGCUAUUAAUUGAUAAUUGUGUAAUAGCCACUCAAUUCAGUUUGGCUAGAGUUGUACACUUAUGCUGAACUAUUGAUAUGUGGAAAAUUGUGAAUGUCUGACACACGCCUACAGUCUACUUAUGUAAAGAAAAUGAAAGAGGAUUCUUGAUUGCCCGAUAACCGGUUACAGGUACAUCGCCAUUUCUUUUCCCUGAUGCGUUGCUGCUUGGUUAGUCAUGUUUUAUUGGUUGCUUGUUGCAUUUGUUGUAAAUAAUUCUAACGGUAAAAUUUCAUGCCUACAACUGCUCCGUGAUACAAGGAAAGAUGUUUGGUUUCA
Vigna unguiculata (cowpea) is the source of this 1585-nucleotide messenger RNA. RefSeq lists its product as uncharacterized. The record is from RefSeq and is a predicted model, not a curated record. NCBI's taxonomy places the organism in Eukaryota, Viridiplantae, Streptophyta, Magnoliopsida, Fabales, Fabaceae. Gene Ontology annotation, molecular function: zinc ion binding.